This is a messenger RNA of Trichomonas vaginalis G3, 630 nucleotides long. RefSeq lists its product as uncharacterized. The annotation marks the transcript as partial. NCBI's taxonomy places the organism in Eukaryota, Parabasalia, Trichomonadida, Trichomonadidae. The record is from RefSeq and is a predicted model, not a curated record. The transcript has a single exon.
AUGCUUUCAAUAGAAAAAGAAAAUUCAAGAGUUGCUACAACUAAACCAUUAGAUGAACUUUUUACGAAUGUCGGUCAAAAGUUUGAGACAGAGACCGUAAAGCAUGAAGGCUAUCGUUUUGACUACCCGUUAAGAUGGUUAAGAGACCCAUCUGUCACAAAAGCUAUUGGCUUUCGUAGAAUGAAGUUCAUUUCAGAAGCCAUACAUGGUUUCCCAUUUACAGUCGGUUUUGAAGUUCGAUACUAUAACAAAGAAAAACGUACGUAUGAGAAAUUUGAACAGGGAAAACUUUUACAAGUGAAUUUGCUUGUAAACUUAGAAACAACUCUUCAAGCUUUUCAAGAAAAAAUAAACGACAUCUAUAUCGAAUAUGCAAAGCAGUAUAACAUUGACGAAGGAGAGUACCAUCUCGAUAUUAUAUAUGACAGGAAAAAUGCAACUGUUAAAAUCAAUAGAAUAGAAGACCUUGGAGAAAACGUUUAUAUUUCUACAAAAUAUAACAACUUGGCAUGGUAUAGAUUUCUGAGGAUGUUAAAUCAGCCUGCAGAAUAUCCAGUACACCCGGACUUUUAUGAAGUCGAAAACCCUAAUGGAACAUAUGAAAAUGUUUUCGACCCAGAUGCUAUUAUC